CAGGCUGCCAUUCUGGGCUGGAAAAACGUGGUGAAAACGCAACGCCAUGCGCAUCUCUUUAAGGACGUCUUCAACAACACCUUGGAUGAGCUGUCAGACCAUGCUGUGCUGAAGGCCGUGUUCUCGGCCUGGCGUCACUUGACGCUGCAGCUCUGGUCCAUCGCGGCGGAGCGAAGGCUCCAGAGGUUUGAGGAAGCCUUGCGGAGAAUCUCUGCGCGGCUAUUGGCAGGAGAUGGUCGCGCCUUGCUCCAUCUCCUCUUCUCUCAGUGGCGACACUGGACCGUGAGAUCCAAGCCCUCAGAAGCCCAGGACAAGCUGGACCCCAAGAAAGGGCAGGAAAAAGAUUGCUGCAAGAAAUGCUCUUGUGCCCUCAUGUGAGGUCCGUGAAAAAGUGCGGCGAA
This is a messenger RNA of Cladocopium goreaui, 401 nucleotides long. NCBI's taxonomy places the organism in Eukaryota, Dinophyceae, Suessiales, Symbiodiniaceae. The record is from the annotation of a GenBank genome assembly.